Molecule: messenger RNA, 1092 nt
Organism: Megalops cyprinoides (Indo-Pacific tarpon)
Lineage: Eukaryota; Metazoa; Chordata; Actinopteri; Elopiformes; Megalopidae
Gene: wnt4b
Product: wingless-type MMTV integration site family, member 4b
Exons: 8
Coding region: 1-1092 (363 amino acids)
Biological process (GO): cell fate commitment; multicellular organism development; neuron differentiation
Cellular component (GO): extracellular region
Molecular function (GO): cytokine activity; frizzled binding
Source: RefSeq, a predicted model, not a curated record
AUGCCAACUGCCUCUACUGCGAAUCUCACGGGACAACUCCUCCUCCUCCUCCUCCUCCUGUUGUUGCUAUGGGCAACCUACCCUACCGCGGCAACCAACUGGCUCUCGCUGGCGAGGAUGCCCCGCUCCCGCCCCGUGUCGGGCGCCAUCCCCUGCGGCCGGCUCCGGGGGCUGUCAGUGGGGCAGGUGGGGGUGUGCAGGGCCCGAGGGGAGGUGAUGGAGUCUGUGCGCAGGGCAGCCGAGAUGGUCAUCGAGGAGUGUCAACACCAGUUCCGCAAUCGCCGAUGGAACUGCUCCACCACCCCCCGUGGAGUCAAUGUGUUUGGGAGGGUCAUGAGCCAGGGUACGCGUGAGGCCGCCUUCGUGCACGCCCUGUCCUCGGCGGCGGUGGCCGUCGCAGUGACGCGGGGCUGCAGCCGGGGGGAGCUGGAGAGGUGCGGAUGUGACAGGAAGGUCAGGGGAGUCAGUCCUGAAGGCUUCCAGUGGUCCGGGUGCUCAGAUAACCUGUCCUACGGGGUGGCAUUUUCCCAAACGUUUGUGGACGAACCGGAGCGCGCUAAGGGGCUAUCACUGGGGCGACCACUUAUGAACAUCCAUAACAACGAGGCCGGGAGGAAGGCCAUCCUCCACAACAUGCAGGUGGAGUGCAAGUGCCACGGGGUGUCUGGCUCCUGCGAGCUCAGGACCUGCUGGAAGGUGAUGCCACCCUUCAGGCGCGUGGGGGCGGUGCUAAAGGAACGCUUUGACGGGGCCACUGAGGUGCGUCUCUCUCGAGUGGGAUCCAGACCGGCCUUGCUGCCCCGGGACCCCCAGGUCAAACCCCCCGCGGCCCGUGACCUGGUGUACCUGUCGGCCUCCCCGGACUUCUGCCGCCUCGACCCCGACAACGGGAUUCCAGGCACGGCGGGCCGACGCUGUAACGGAACCUCCCGCCUGGCCCCUGACGGGUGUGAGCUGGUGUGCUGUGGGCCCGGGUUCCGCGCGGGCCGGGCCGAAGUGGUGCAGCGAUGCUCCUGCAAGUUCUCCUGGUGCUGCUCAGUCCGCUGCCAGCAGUGCAAGAACACUGUGCUCAUCCACACCUGCAAAGAAUGA